This is a messenger RNA of Apis florea (little honeybee), 4406 nucleotides long. It is a transcript of the gene FAR1, whose product is annotated as fatty acyl-CoA reductase 1. Gene Ontology annotation, biological process: long-chain fatty-acyl-CoA metabolic process. Gene Ontology annotation, molecular function: alcohol-forming very long-chain fatty acyl-CoA reductase (NADP+) activity. Lineage: Eukaryota; Metazoa; Arthropoda; Insecta; Hymenoptera; Apidae. Gene Ontology annotation, cellular component: peroxisome. The record is from RefSeq and is a predicted model, not a curated record.
CAUAUAUAGAUCUAUAUCCUAAAAAAAGGAUAGAGAAGAUUCAAGCAAGACCAAAGAUAAAACCGAAGAUAAAGAAAAAGUUCUAAGAAGCUUGCAAAUAAGAGAAAGAUUUUUUUAAAAAAGCGCCAACCACUGGGGAUUAUCUGGAAAAAGAGGGAAUAAUUAAUUUUUGUUCAUUCAAACUGACAUAUAGUGUGAAAAGGCAGGCGUCAAAAUGAGCACAAUAAGUGACAACCAGUGUACAUCUGUAAGAGAUUUCUACAAGGACAGAUCUAUCUUCAUCACCGGUGGUACCGGAUUUAUGGGAAAAGUUCUUGUUGAGAAGUUACUCAGAUCUUGUCCUGGAAUAAAGAACAUUUAUAUUCUGAUGAGACCUAAGAAGAGUCAGGAUAUUCAACAGAGGUUGCAGAAAUUGUUAGAUGUGCCGCUGUUCGAUAAAUUGCGUCGAAACGCUCCUGAUGAACUUUUGAAGAUAAUCCCCAUAGCUGGAGACGUGACAGAGCAUGAGCUGGGCAUCUCGGAAGCUGAUCAAAAUGUUAUAAUAAGAGACGUGUCGAUCGUUUUUCAUUCUGCUGCCACUGUGAAAUUCGACGAACCGUUGAAGCGUUCGGUUCACAUCAAUAUGAUCGGCACUAAACAAUUGUUAAACUUAUGUCAUCGCAUGCACAAUUUAGAGGCUCUGAUCCAUGUUUCCACGGCAUAUUGUAAUUGUGACCGCUACGAUGUCGCUGAGGAGAUUUACCCUGUAUCGGCGGAACCAGAAGAAAUAAUGGCUUUAACGAAAUUAAUGGAUAGCCAAAUGAUCGAUAAUAUUACACCGACUUUGAUCGGUAAUCGGCCGAAUACCUAUACGUUUACCAAAGCUCUGACUGAAAGAAUGUUGCAAUCCGAAUGUGGUCAUUUGCCGAUUGCAAUUGUAAGACCCUCUAUCGUCCUUUCUUCGUUUAGAGAACCAGUAUCUGGAUGGGUGGACAAUUUAAAUGGACCAACUGGAAUUGUUGCCGCUGCUGGCAAAGGUUUCUUCAGAUCUAUGUUGUGUCAGAAAAAUAUGGUGGCAGAUUUAGUGCCAGUCGACAUAGUGAUAAACUUGAUGAUUUGCACGGCAUGGAGGACUGCGACAAAUCGCACGAAAACAAUUCCCAUAUAUCAUUGUUGUACAGGCCAACAGAACCCAAUCACCUGGCAGCAGUUCGUUGAACUGAUAUUAAAAUAUAAUCGAAUGCACCCACCGAAUGACACAAUUUGGUGGCCGGAUGGCAAGUGUCAUACAUUCGCUAUAGUGAACAAUGUAUGUAAGCUCUUCCAGCAUAUUUUACCGGCGCAUAUUUUGGACUUCAUUUUUCGACUGAGAGGCAAACCAGCCAUUAUGGUCGGUCUACAUGAGAAAAUCGAUAAGGCUGUUAAAUGCUUAGAGUACUUUACUAUGCAACAAUGGAACUUCAGAGAUGACAAUGUUCGACAAUUGAGCGGAGAACUUAGUCCAGAAGAUCGACAAAUUUUUAUGUUCGAUGUCAAACAAAUUGAUUGGCCAUCGUAUUUGGAACAAUACAUAUUGGGAAUUCGGCAGUUCAUUAUUAAGGACAGUCCGGAGACACUGCCAGCUGCUCGUUCACAUAUUAAAAAAUUAUAUUGGAUUCAAAAAGUUGUAGAAUUCGGGAUGAUAUUAGUGGUGCUGCGUUUUUUGUUGUUGCGCAUACCUAUGGCCCAAAGCGCAUGUUUUACACUAUUGUCUGCCAUAUUACGCAUGUGUCGUAUGAUUGUUUGACGGCUCAGAAUGCCGAUUGAAAAUCGCGAAAAGCGUUAUAAGAAACAACUAAUCGUAAAGAAGCAUAAUUUAAUGGUGCAGGUUAUCCUUCAAUUUCAUUGCUCAUCAUCCCAUCGGUUGGCCUUUUCGAUGUUUCUAUUUGUUCAUAACUAAAUUAGCGUUCGCUAGAGAUAUUAAAUUUCGCGGAGAGUGUCAGUUAUGAAGCAAGUUCAAAAAGGACAUAAAUAAUGAAAUAAAAAGAAAAAAAAAGAAAAAAAAAAGACAAAAAAAAAGAAAAGAAAAGAAAGGAAAACGUGCAUUCGAAGCUUCCAAAGUUACCACGUGUAAAAGUCAUUUUGUUAUAUUACUUGAAAAUUAACGAAAAAGGUAUAAUCCUUUUGGAUACGUUGUUUUAUUCAAGCAACAGAAAUGCAGAAAAGAAAGUUCAGACAUUUACGACCAUACGUUUAUUGUGGAUAUAUUUCAUUGUCAUUAUAAUCGUGUUUUUCGAUGUUGCCUCAAAAGAGCACUUUGUUCUUGAACAUCGAUUUUUCGCAUAUCGAUUUGUAAUGACAUGACACUAGAAGUAUUCGAACAGAUUAUUAAAAAUCCUGAUGCAGUUAUCUUCCAGAUUUAUCUAUUAAUUGAUUCUGAAGAAACAGACUAAAAAGAGAUUAGUGAUUAAAUAAUAGACUAAAAAAAUAGUCGAGGAGAUACAAAAGCGAGACAGCUAUAUAUAUAUUUAAGUAUGCGCAUUGUGUAUAUAUAUUACACAUAUAUUAACAUUUUUUGCUAAAAUAAACAAUUACUAUAUUGCUAAUAGAAGUGAAAUAAGUUGGAAGAUGACUGUACAUAUUUUGUGUCUCAGUCUGUUAUUUUUCACGGUAAUCAUCGCGUAUAGUGCGAUUUGAGAUCAACGACGCGUGAACUCCGUGAGCCGGCAACUUGAACUAAUUGAAAUUUAUCGAUUAAAAUUAAUCGAUAUUUAUUAUAAAACCUUGUAAUUUAUUGAUAUUUUGUUAAAUGUGUUCUCUUUCUUAAAUUUUUUUUCUUAUUCUCGAUGGUCGAGAAAAAAAAAAGUAUUUAAAAAAAUUAUUAUUUAUUUAUGUUUAGAUUUUUAAUGAAAAUAAUUGUGUUUAAUGUGCUUUUUUAUUCAUUGACCUUGAAAUUUUCAUAAUUUUUUUAAUUAGCAAGGUUUUAUCGUGUAUUCCAUUUUCGAGGAAAUAAAUCUUGAUCAUUUUUUUCUUUUUUUCUUUUUUCUUUCUUUCUUUCUUUUUUUUUUUUCUGUUAAAAAGAAGAAGAAGAAAAAAUAAAAAGGAAAAAGAAAAAAAGAAGUUUUAAAGUUAAUCGUAGGUAGUAAAUCAAAGCGAUAGAUUAUUAAUUAUACGAAUGUGUAUUUUAUAACAUUGCCAAACGAUUUUAACGCACGCUAAAUUUCUUCCUUUUUCAUCAUUUUUACAAUAUUUAGAAAUAAUAAACAAUUUCUUCGUGUAAAAGAUCGUUUAACCUUUUCAGAAAUAAAAUUUUUUUUUAAAUAUCUAGCUACUUCUUCAAGUAGACUUUUUCACAAUUUCAUGUAAUAAAUUAUACGAUACAAUACCAUAUGUGUAGUAUAAAAUCAGAAAGGGUUAAACAUCUAGUUAGCAUCGAAUCCUUUCGAGUCUGCGUAAUAUCAAUCUUUCUUCUCAAAUUACUAUUUAAAUUUUACUUUUGUUAAUAAAGAAGGGAAACGUAGACUCGAAAUGAUUGAUUAGAAAAAAAAAAAAAUUUUUUAACGCCGGCUAGAGGAGUUGUAAAUUCGUCGUGCCUUUGUGUCGUUGCCAUUUGGCAUUUUGUUCGUUCAUUUGUACUGUGACAUAAGAUAUUAUAGACGUAUAUUUAGUCACAUUCUUACGUCGAUGCAUGCUCGAUUAUAUCAUCCUCAUUUGGUUUCACCAUCAACGAACCAAGUUACUGUUUCUAAACAACAUCAAAUGUUCGAUUGAUAAAGUGUAAUUAUAAUUUCUGUAUGAAAGAUAAUCUUUUGUAUGCGUUACAUUGUUGUUAUUAUUUUGUUUGAAAAAUUAUUUGUAAAAAAGAAAAAAAUGGAUGUAGGCACGGAUGAAGGGAUGCGUUAUAACUUUGUUUAAUGUAUUUAAAUUUACUCGAUUUUAUCGUGUACACUUUUAAUUAAACAAUUAGAUGAAUUGUUUGGAUACAUUCCAAUAUCCUCUUAAUUUAAUGAUCUUUGUUUCCUAAUUAAGACAUGUUAUUUAUAAUUUUGAUGUAAGAAACAUAUGAAUCAUUAAAUUUUAACUUAAUAAUAAAUAUAAAAUGCAAAACUAGAUUUUGUAUAAAAAAUUUGUUUCGUUUUUGGUGAAAUUGAAGACAUAGGAGGACAUUGACGAGUGCCAAGACAUCCAGCUUGUUAUAAUUAGCACAAAUGUGGUGCGUUUACUGCUAAAUCAUUGUAAUGGAGAAAAAUAUCAGAACAACAUAUAACUAUCUAUUAUAUUCAUUCGUGUCCAAGUAUGGAUGCUUAUAAAUCGAAAAUUCCAAUAUGGAAAUCGAUUCCAUGAAACACAUAAUAUCACACACUGCUUUUUAAAUUUGCUACCGGUAGGCAUGACAUAUUAAUAUAAAUUUUAAUCACCAAAGUACCAAGCAUUUAUUUUUAAAAGAA